AUGGAAGACAUCCGCCAUGUGAUUUUGGAGGAAGACAGCUCAGGCCAAGGAAACCAACAUUAUGAUCAAGGAAGGAAGUGUGCAGGGACCGUUGAACCAAUGACAAGGGGUCAUCAGGGGCUGCCGAAGCGAAACCUGAAGGGUUUCUCCAUCUCUCGGUCGCCCAAACUAAAAUUCAAGGGCAACAACUUUCGGCGGCCCAAGGGUCCAGAUUUUCAGGGCCGGCCCAGAGAUGAGCCCAUUAUCAACGAGGCCCAACGAGUGGAGAGAUCUGAAGCUAAGGUGGGAGGGCAGGCUAUUGCUUUCACUGGGCGGCAUGGGCCGAGCUCGUCCAACUUGGUGACUGUGAAACCUCAGGGCCCAGCGGGCUGGCAGGAUGGUGACGAUGCUGGACGAAGUGCGCCGGGUUUGUCACAAGUGGUGACUGGCAAUCCUCAGGACCCAGCGGCGGCUGCUAUACCGUCGGUGGAUGAUCGCACUCGUCCGCGGAGGCUGAUACUAGAGGAGGAAUCGGAAGAUGAGGAGCUGUGCCUCUUCGCAUCCCUGGAAAAAACGGUUAGCCCAGUGGCUAGAUCACUGGCCGAUGGGGAGCUGAGACCUGCGGGGAAGACUGUUCAGGCUAUGGAGAAGAACCAGCCCAAUCGUCAGAGCAAAAGGAGGUUGAUUAAAGCUCCGAGCAGGCGGCGGCUCCAAGAGGAGGAUGCGGCGGAGAAGAAACAAAAGCAGAAAAUGGAGGAUACUAAGGAGAAAAGAACGCCAAAAAAGAAACCCAGCUUGGCGAUCAUUGACAAUGGGACUUGGGUAGAGGUCCCGGUGUUGGCCGCGGCUGAUGUCUCAUCCCCUGUUAAUGAUCGAAUUGUUUUGGGGGAAAGCUUGAAGAAGGCAGCGGGGGAGCCGAGCUCGGAGGAAGAAGAUAAUAAUUUUGAAAUUAAAAGUCGAAGGCCGAUGGCAAAGGCUGGACAUGUCCAGCAGGUGGUGCGCGCCUUUGAAGCUGGUUUGAAUUUUGAGAAUUCGCCCUCCCCUCGGCUGCAGAGUGAGAAGCUUUCAGCUCUUGGCGGCGAACACAUCGUGCAGCAAGCUACAAUCCCGAAUGAGGAGAUUGGAGAAUUGAAUGAAUAUGGGUCGAAUUAUGAGAUCCUUCAAAACAGUGAAAGAAAAAGAUCCUUCCAGAAAGUGGAAGGGGAGGAUAUCGACCUCCCAACACCAAAGCGACAAUUCGUGGAGGAAAGAGACACUGCUGAAACGGUGGAGGAAACCAGCCUAAAGUGGUCCCAGCAGAAUAAAUGA
This is a messenger RNA of Linum trigynum, 1287 nucleotides long. NCBI's taxonomy places the organism in Eukaryota, Viridiplantae, Streptophyta, Magnoliopsida, Malpighiales, Linaceae. The record is from the annotation of a GenBank genome assembly.